AUGCAUGGACCAGGCAACUGGAGAACCCUUCCAAAGAAUGCAGAUGGUCAGCCAUCGCAGCUCGUUUGCCCGGAAGAACAGACAAUGAAAUCAAGAACUAUUGGAACACCCAUAUUAGAAAAAGGCUACUCCGAAUGGGUAUUGAUCCGGCUACUCCGAAUGGGUAUUGAUCCGGUGACUCAUAGUCCUCGUCUUGAUCUUCUAGACCUUUCAUCUUUACUCGGCUCAACUCAGCUUAAUCUUUCAAACUUACUCGGGCUUCAAGCACUUGUAAACCCAGACCUGAUGAGGCUUACAGCUCUUCUAGCAUCAAGCCAUGAAAACCCUGAUUUGAUAUUGCAGAAACUUCAAGAAAACCAAAUCUGCAAUACCCAAUUGCAAAACCAAAGCCAAAUGUUACAACCCAAUCAAUUUCAAGCUCUUUCCCAUGAAGUUCCUACUUGCAACCCUUCUAGUAGUGUUGCUAACUCAUCAUUUCUAAAUCAAACACUAAUGAUGCAAGGGAACAUGGGGCAAUUUUCGGAGAACACAGUGAACUUGAGUUGCGAAAAUUUCCAAGAAAAUUUGGCAUCUUCAGAUUUUACUGGAAAUUUUGUUACCCUACCAAAUUACUUCUAUUCCGAGACUGAUCAAAUCCUGAAAGAUGCAUCAGAAAACUCAACUUUCCAAACGUUGAACAAUAGCAGCAGCAGCAACAGUAGCCAGAAUUUCAGCUUUGAAUCAGUUAUAUCGACGCCAUUGUCAAGCCCAACGCCCUUGAAUUCGUCAUCCAAAUUCAUCAACAAUGCCAUUGAAGAUGAAAGGGAAAGCUACUGCAGCAACUUGAUGAAGUUUGAAAUCCCCGAAAGUUUAGACUUUGAUGAUUUUAUGUGA
This is a messenger RNA of Ilex paraguariensis (yerba mate), 873 nucleotides long. Lineage: Eukaryota; Viridiplantae; Streptophyta; Magnoliopsida; Aquifoliales; Aquifoliaceae. The record is from the annotation of a GenBank genome assembly.